Messenger RNA from Mycotypha africana, 754 nucleotides. RefSeq names its product mRNA splicing factor. The record is from RefSeq and is a predicted model, not a curated record. The transcript is spliced from 3 exons. Gene Ontology annotation, cellular component: U2-type spliceosomal complex; post-mRNA release spliceosomal complex. The annotation marks the transcript as partial. NCBI's taxonomy places the organism in Eukaryota, Fungi, Mucoromycota, Mucoromycetes, Mucorales, Mycotyphaceae.
GCGUGCUUCUUUCCCUUUUGAAAUAUAUACAUAUACAUAGACCAUCCGCCAUCCCGCUUGUAUAAACGCGUCAGAAUGGAUCAAGAAGCUCUGAAAAGAAAAGAACGUCUUGCAGCUUUAAGAAAAAGAAAAAUAGAUGCUACACGAAUGGAUGACGGCCGCUCAACUGAAGAUGCUGAAAAAAAAUUAGUGUUUCGAAGUUACACUCCCAAAGACGAAAACCUAAAGGCACACGUAGAUAUUGCGACACCUGAUGCUAUCCAGGAAACGUUGGAAACAGCGACAAAAGAUUUGACAAAAGAGACGUUAGCUCUAGCUGAAGAAAAGCAAAAAGAAGAAGUGGAUCUCUUCAAUUUGCAACCCAAAAAACCGAAUUGGGAUUUAAAACGAGAUGUUGAAAAGAAAUUACAAAAGUUAGAACGCAAGACACAGCGAGCCAUUUACGAAAUCAUACGUCAACGAUUAGAAAAAGACGAACACGCCGAUCUAGCCGAAGUGGUGGCUAACGCUGAAGCACAACAGAAAUUUGACGCGGAAGAGGCAGCAAAAGAGGCAAACGAAAAUGACGACUAAAAAAGAUGGGCAUUGCACCAGCAACACGCACAGAGAAACAUCUGUAGCAAAAGCCAAAUUUUCUGUACAUAGUUUACGAAAUCAAUUAUAUGAACAACCCAAAGAACAUGAUUUUUUUUUUCUUUCCAAUAAAAAGAAAACUUACAAGAACCUUUUAUUUACCAUCUAAAAUGACAACGAA